Molecule: messenger RNA, 960 nt
Organism: Pyricularia pennisetigena
Lineage: Eukaryota; Fungi; Ascomycota; Sordariomycetes; Magnaporthales; Pyriculariaceae
Exons: 3
Coding region: 1-960 (319 amino acids)
Source: RefSeq, a predicted model, not a curated record
AUGGCAAUCACAAACUCGAGAAUAUUAAUACAACAGGCGGCUUUGUGCGCCUGCUUCGCCACACUAGCACUAGCGAGCCCUCAGUUCCAGUUCCCCGGCACCAACCCGGGCACUACCCCAGGCGCCAACAACCCAGGCAAUGGAGGCAACAACGGCGGCACGGGUUCAGGGUCGGGCAGCGGGACAGGAGGAACCGGCAACGGAAACGGGAAUGGUAACGGCAACGGCAACGGCAACGGCAACGGCUUCGGAGGUAACGGCCAAGGAUUCGGCAACAAUGGCGGCAAUGGCUUCAACAACUUUCUCGGCUUCGACGUCAACCGCGCCAUGUACCUGCGCAUGGUGCACGGCUGGGUCGCCUCGGUCGCCUUUGUCAUCCUCUUCCCGCUUGGGUCCAUCUUCAUCCGCGUCAUCCCGGGCCGGCUUUCGUUCCUGGUACACGUCGCGACCCAAAUCAUCGCCUCGAUCCUGUACAUCGUCGGCGCCGGCAUAGGGUUCUGGAUGGUUGCGACGAUUCGGUUCCCGUUCAACGGUGGUUCCCUGUUGACCGACCAAAACAUAAACUUCCAUCCGAUAAUUGGAAUCGUUGUGUUCAUCGGCGUCCUGGCCCAGCCAGGUCUGGGUUUCAUGCACCACGCCCAAUACAAGAAGCUGGGUCGCCGACAGAUCUGGUCGCACCUCCAUCUGUGGAACGGCCGGACGAUGAUCGCUCUGGGCAUCAUCAACGGUGGUCUGGGCCUGCUGGUGGCGCGGGCUUCGGAUCAGGCGAAGACGGCCUAUGCGGCCGUGGCCGGCGUCAUGUCGGUGCUGUGGAUCCUGGCGUCCAUCUUUGGCGAGUGCAAGAAGGCCAUCGAGGUCAGGAGGCAGAGCCGGGCGGCCAGGAAGGAGGCAAAGAGGACCGAGAGGAUGGCGGCCAAGAGCUUGUCCAGGCCUCCCAGCCAGGAGGGUGUCGCUGUGUAA